UUAAAACUAUUUCUCGUAAUGUGUAAAAUUUUAUUAGUGCUUUCUAAUGUUGCUUAAUUCAAGAAUGUUAAUAUGUAUAUAAACCACAACAAAACACGAUCGUUAGAAAAUUUAACCUAAAAUUCAUCAACCAACAACAUUCCAGAAUAUUUCACUAAAUUUUAGUUUAAAUAGAACACUUUCUACAACAUAACAAAUUAACAAGUACUUUGUUCUUAAUAGUGCUCCUUAAACAUAUUACAAAACUGAAACACAUAAUGCAAACUACUGCAACAUUAGAGCCAGCAUCUUCAAAAUGUAUCCUUCGCAAAUAUCCAGUGAAGCAGGAAUGUCACGAAGAAAAAACACCACUUAUGCUACCGAUAUUUCUAAUGAUUCCUUUUGAAGAGAAUUCCUCUGAGGCGCCAAAAACAUCGCACAAACAAACAAAGACGGGUGUGAGUGACAUCCAAACUUCAGAGCUCAGUCGUUUGAAAUUUCCUGAAAUGAGAAAUGGUAUUCUAUCCACAAGAUGUCAUUGUGUACAUAGAGAUGGUCUUCAAGAUUCUUGUCCACUGAGUCAAUGUCAAAAAGAACCCGAAUGCCUUAAUAAACCAUGGCCUAGUUGCUUACCAGCAAAAUACUUACAAUCUCGACAUCCAGAACAGUAUCCACCAUCCAAAAACUGAUACUGUCAAUACUCUAAAGCUUAUGUAACUUAUGUGUAUAUAAUACAAAUAUAAUAAAAAUAGUAAUAUAUAAUAGUUGAGUAAAAUAA
Messenger RNA from Bombus impatiens (common eastern bumble bee), 757 nucleotides. RefSeq lists its product as uncharacterized. The transcript has 3 exons. NCBI's taxonomy places the organism in Eukaryota, Metazoa, Arthropoda, Insecta, Hymenoptera, Apidae. The coding region runs from base 258 to 668 and encodes 136 amino acids. The record is from RefSeq and is a predicted model, not a curated record.